This is a messenger RNA of Prosopis cineraria, 528 nucleotides long. Its product is annotated as wound-induced basic protein. NCBI's taxonomy places the organism in Eukaryota, Viridiplantae, Streptophyta, Magnoliopsida, Fabales, Fabaceae. The transcript has 2 exons. The record is from RefSeq and is a predicted model, not a curated record. The coding region runs from base 92 to 235 and encodes 47 amino acids.
CUGGACAAUAAAUUGCAGAAACUCGGUGACGCAGGGGAAGAAUUAGGGUUAAGUUUGAAGUGUCUGUUGACAGAAUAUCAUCGGAGCGACAAUGAUCUACGACGUUAACUCUCCUCUUUUCCGAUCCUUCCUAAGUCAGAAGGGAGGCUCAUCCGACAAGAGGAAAGUGGAAGAGCAGAAGCCAAAAGAACAGAGACCCAAAGCCAAUGAGAACAAACCUGUUAUGACAGAAUGAAACAGCUUCACCUGCAUUUAGAAAGAGAAUGGAAGAAUGUUUUAGGUGGUUGUAUGGAUGCCGCGGAAAAAGUUGAAAUUUCCUGGUUUUGAUCUAGAUGCAACAUAUGGUGGCGAUCUAAGGUUUUAAUGUUUUGACAUUAUGGUUUGUCUUGAAUUCGUGAACAUGUUUUUUGUGCACUGCUAGUCACCUGCGAUGAAGUCUCGUCUAGAAUUUGUUUUUAUAGCUAUGCGUACUUGUGGACUGGGGUGCAUUUGGUGUUGAACUGCAAGACUAAAAUUCUCAUUGUUGAA